Messenger RNA from Pseudopipra pipra, 1048 nucleotides. RefSeq lists its product as uncharacterized. Lineage: Eukaryota; Metazoa; Chordata; Aves; Passeriformes; Pipridae. The record is from RefSeq and is a predicted model, not a curated record.
AUGGUGAUGAAUGGUGCUGUGUCCAGUUGGUGGCCGGUCACUAGUGGUGUCCCCCAGGGAUCAGUGUUGGGCCCAGUCCUAUUUAACAUCUUUAUCGAUGAUUUAGAUGAGGGGAUUGAGUCCAUCAUCAGCAAAUUUGCAGACGACGCCAAGUUGGGAGGGAGUGUCGACCUGUUGGAAGGCAGGAGGGCUCUGCAGAGGGACAUGGAUAGGCUGGAGAGUUGGGCUGGUUCCAACGGGAUGAGGUUCAACAAGGCCAGCAGUGUGCCCAGGAAGGCCACUGGCAUCCUGGCCUGUAUCAGGAAGUGUGGCCAGCAGGUCCAAGGAAGUGAUUCUCCCCCUGUACUCAGCGCUGGUGAGGCCACACCUGGAGUACUGUGUCCAGUUCUGGGCCCUCAGUUCAGGAAGGAUAUUGAGGUGCUGGAGCACGUGCAGAGAAGGGCAACUAGGCUGGUGAAGGAACUUGAACACAAGUCCUAUGAGGAGAGGCUGAGGGAGCUGAGGUUGUUUAGCCUUGAGAAGAGAAGGCUCAGGGGAGACCUCAUCGCUCCCUACAACUACCUGAAAGGAGGUUGUAGCCAGGUGGGGGUUGGUCUCUUCUCCCAGGCAAUCAGCAGCAGGACAAGAGGUCAUGGCCUUAAGCUGCACCAGGGGAGGUUUAGGUUAGAUAUUAGAAAGAAAUUCUUUACAGAGAGGGUGAUCAGCCAUUGGAAUGGGCUGCCCAGGGAAGUGGUGGAUUCUCCGUCCCUGGAGGUUUUUAAGAUGAGGCUGGACGUGGCACUUAGUGCCAUGGUCUAGCAACUGUGGUGGUAGUGGAUCAAGGGUUGGACUUGAUGAUCUCAGAGGUCCUUUCCAACCCGUCUGAUUCUAUGAUUCUAUGAUUCUAUGAUUCUAUGAUUAUUUUAUUCCUCUUUUUAAAGUGAGGUGAGGCAGAGAAAAAGAAAACAACGAAGUCUGAAGUCAUGCAGAUCUGUAAAACUUGUCAAAAUAACAUUGUCAAUUACUUCUUAGAAGAACAGAGCAGAAGAACGGUGGUGGUUAUUGGAAU